UAUCGGCCGUGUGGCUGUCAGUCGACCCGUUCACAGUGUCCCUGUGUCCGGCUGAUGGGCACACCUCACACCGGUCCAUUCUCGCCUUCCGCCUGGGUCUUCUCGGUCGGCGUCGCCCUCCUGUUGCUGUCCGUCUCCGCCCAGUCCGUGGUUGUUGUCCUGCUGAGGGGUGUAUGGUUCUAGUGGUGGGGUGGAGUACCUCUCUUCAGCAGCCAUGUCGGGCUUCAAUCUGCUGCAUCUCAUAACCAAGAGUCAGCCUGUGGCUCUGAGGUCCUGCAGUCUUCCCUCAGGUGCACGUCGUACAAAGAAGACAUGGCCGGUGAGCUUCUCUCAGGAGGAGCUGAAGAAAAGGCUCACACCGAUGCAGUAUCAUGUGACGCAGGAACGUGGAACUGAAAGUGCCUUCACUGGAGAGUUGACACAUAAUAAAGAUGACGGCACCUACACCUGUGUCGUCUGUGGAACACCGUUAUUCAGCUCCAGGACUAAGUUUGACUCAGGAUCAGGUUGGCCAUCUUUUUAUGACCUGGUAAAAGAAGAGUCCAUCACUCUGUCUGAUGACUUCUCCUAUGGGAUGCACAGAGUGGAGACUACCUGCAGCCAGUGCGGAGCUCACCUGGGCCACCUGUUUGAUGACGGACCCAGACCCACAGGAAAACGCUACUGCAUUAACUCGGCCUCGUUGGCUUUCCAGCCUGAAGGCACGUCCUCCUCUAGCCCCACGACCCAGAGCGAAGCAGCCAGCAGCAAAGACGCCGAGGAGAAGACAGAGCUGUAGGGGAAAAAAAGAAAAGGCUUAAGAAGGAUGAGCAUUGUGUACAGAUGUUGUUCAGGAGGUUUACCUUUGGUUCACAAAAGAAAGAUCCAGUAGAGUUGGUAUAAACAUGGAAAGGAAGCCAACUAUACAGACCAAAUAAUCCACAAAUUCUGUAGCCACAGUCAAAACUGCAACACACGCUCCAUCAGCUGACUGCCUUAAACGAAUAUUUCUGUAUUUGCUGCUCAUAAUAUUUUAGUCACUACUUCUGUUGCUCAGAUUUGGCAAAUUAUGAGAAAGACGACCAUGUAAUGGGCUUGGUAGUUUCACAGUAUCUACAGAGAGUUUAUUUUCAGAUGGACUCGGGAGUAUUUGAGUCCAGUCUGUGUUACUGGAUACUUUCAUAUGAUAGAGAAUUUAGGCCACACCGAGGGACAAAAAAUCAUUUUCCAGAAAAAGAAAACGACAAGAAUAAAGUUACUAUAUUUUGAGAAAAGUCAUAUUAGGAGAAUGAAGUUGUAAAAUUUAGAGAAUAGUUAUGUAUGUUGCAAGAGUUGUUAAAUUUACCAACUGACCCGAAUGCAUCAGCAGCUGUUUGUGUUUAAUAAAUACAAUUUUACUGCUCAAUUGAAAAUAUGAAAGAAUAUAGAAUCCUGAAAAAAAUCUAGUGUUUGAAGACAUCAUUACAAUAUGAAAAGAUAGAAGAGAUUACGUGGAAAGGUUUUUAUGAUAAAGAAAGAAAAGGAGUUAUCCUAAUAAACCGUUGUACCAAAUUCAUCCGUAAAUACAGGUUUACAGUCUCAUUGCAUCAUUACUUAUUAGUUCUUACAAAGAAAUUUCAUACAAAUGAGAUGAAAAUGUUUCUCUUGUAACUGACUUUUUCUCAAAAUAUUAUAAUUCUAUUUUUUGCGUCUGUUGUGUCCUCACAGAAAAUAUCCAACUCUAUCUGUCAUGGUAACAAACACAGUACUAUCAUAUAGUUGUAUUGCCUCUAAAGUCUUUUGGUUGUAUUUACUGCUUAUUUAAACACGACUGAAGUGCUGUGUAGUCACAAACAUACAGGUAUGUGUAUGAUUUAGGACUUUUUAUACUCUAAACAGUUAUUAUACAGUAUAUUUUUGAAGUGCUAUUUGAUACUGAAAGGUUAAGAUUACCUAUGCAAGUACUGCCACCAGUAGAGACAGAUGACGAUGUCCCACCCACGGCCUGCCCGGGCACUCUGUUUGUUUUAGUUUUUGUUCACAGCUUGCACUCAGACAUUUAAUGGAUGAUUAAAAUAUCUAAAAACACUGUGUGACGUUCCAUUUUUGUGUGAAAAUAUCCUCAAAUCAAGG
Molecule: messenger RNA, 2091 nt
Organism: Sphaeramia orbicularis (orbiculate cardinalfish)
Lineage: Eukaryota; Metazoa; Chordata; Actinopteri; Kurtiformes; Apogonidae
Gene: msrb3
Product: methionine sulfoxide reductase B3
Exons: 7
Coding region: 215-778 (187 amino acids)
Biological process (GO): protein repair; response to oxidative stress
Cellular component (GO): cytoplasm
Molecular function (GO): peptide-methionine (R)-S-oxide reductase activity
Source: RefSeq, a predicted model, not a curated record